AUAGUCGUUGGCAAGAUGUUAGAGUUGGUGAUAUUAUACAAUUGAGAAAUAAUGACUCUGUUCCUGCUGAUAUAAUAAUAAUUUCUACAAGUGAACCUGACGGACUUUGCUAUGUAGAAACAAAAAACCUCGACGGUGAAACAAAUCUCAAAAUCCGUCAUUGUAACAAUUCCACUUCAUCUUUGGCAACAGAAAAUGAUUGUGAGCAUACAUUUUUCUAUGUUGAAUCAGAACCACCACAUCCCAAUCUAUAUUCAUAUAAUGGCACAUUACAUUGGGUUGGAAAUAAUAAUUCAAAUGGAAUCAACAACAAUGAUGGCGAUGAUAUGAACUAUUCCAAUGAAAAAAAUGUGCCAAUAACCAUCAAUGAUGUUCUUUUGAGAGGUUGUACUCUACGUAAUACUGAAUGGGUUAUAGGAUUGGUAAUAUUUACUGGUACUGACACUAAAAUCAUGUUGAAUUCUGGUGAUACUCCAAGUAAAAGGAGUCGUAUAGAAAUAGAAACAAAUUUUCAUGUUACUAUGAAUUUUAUUAUAUUGUUCUUGCUUUGCUUAGGUUCAGGUAUAGCUCGAGUGAUAUAUUUUAUUCAACCUCGAAGUUCUGCAGAUAUUUUUGGAUAUGAAGGAAACGUUGAAGGUGGUGCAUUAUUUAGUGGGUUUUUAAUAUUUUGGACAAGUUUAGUUUUAUUUCAAAAUAUUGUACCAAUUUCAUUAUAUGUUACAAUCGAAGUGGUGAAAACUGUGCAGGCAUAUUUUAUUCAUUCAGAUAUUGAAAUGUAUUAUGAAAAACUUGAUUAUCCAUGUGUUCCAAAAACUUGGAAUAUUGCUGAUGAUUUAGGCCAAAUUGAAUAUAUUUUUUCUGAUAAAACUGGCACCUUGACACAAAAUGUUAUGGAGUUUCGUAAAUGUACAAUCAAUGGUGUUACAUAUGGAUUAGGUGAAACAGAUGCUAUGCGUGGCAGAGAAAAAAUUAAUGAUUUAAAAGUUAUGGAGCAACAAUCAAAAGCUAUCCAAAAUUUCUUUUCCGCAUUAGCACUUUGUCACACUGUACUAGUUGAACAUCCCAAUGAAAAUGAUCUUUAUGAAAUUGAUUAUAAAGCUCAAUCACCAGAUGAGGCUGCUUUAGUUGGCUGUGCAAGAGAUGUUGGAUUUGUAUUUCUUGGACGGUGCCAGGAUACUUUAGCAGUUGAAGUGAUGGGUGAAUAUAAAGAGUUUAUAUUGUUAAAUGUCUUGGAAUUUAAUAGCACCAGAAAAAGAAUGUCAGUCAUUCUACGUUCACCUGAUGGAGGAAUAGUUUUAUUGUGUAAAGGUGCUGAUAGUGUAAUAUAUGAACGACUUAGAACACUUUGUAUAGCAUAUCGUACUAUAUCAGAAGAAGAGUAUAGUGUAUGGUUAACAAAAUAUGCAGAAGCCGCAUCUAGUAUUAAUGAUAGAGAAGAAAAGAUAGAAAAGGUGUGUGAAAUGAUUGAACAUUCAUUGAUAUUAAUGGGGGGAACUGCAAUAGAAGAUCGACUUCAGGAGGGCGUGCCAGAAACUAUAGCCACAUUGGCACAAGCUGGUAUUAAGUUGUGGGUAUUGACAGGUGAUAAAGUGGAGACAGCCAUUAAUAUUGGAUUUUCUUGUAGCCUGUUACAAAAUGAUAUGCUUCUAAUUAUCAUAAAUGCACCAGACAAAAAAAGUAUACUUUCCCAGAUAAAUGAAGCAAUUGAAAAUUUUUUCGAAAAUCAAGAUGAAAAGAAAAGUAAGCAUGCACUGAUCAUAGAUGGCGAAACACUCAAGUAUGGAUUAGAUGAUAGUGUGAAACCAUAUUUGUUAGAUCUUGGUAAAAGAUGUGAGAGUGUUGUUUGUUGUCGUGUGAGCCCAUUGCAAAAAGCACAAGUAGUUUCUAUGGUGAAAAAUGGAUUGAAUGUGAUGACAUUAUCAAUUGGAGAUGGUGCUAAUGAUGUUAGCAUGAUACAAGAAGCAAACAUAGGAGUUGGAAUUGCUGGUGAGGAGGGGCGGCAAGCAGCAAUGUCUGCAGAUUUUGCAUUUGCACAAUUUAGAUAUUUGGAAAAGCUUUUGCUUGUUCAUGGACGUUGGUCAUAUAUCAGAAUAGCAGAAAUGAUUUCAUGUUUUUUUUACAAGAAUAUUGUAUGGACAAUUGCAAUGUUUUGGUAUCAAACCUGGGCUGGGUUUUCUGCACAAUAUCUUUAUAAUUACACAUAUAUUUUGCUUUAUAAUCUUGUUUUUACAGCAAUUCCUGUAAUGUAUCUGGGCGCAUUUGAUCAAGAUGUUGAUUCUAAAACCUCUUUAAAAAACCCACAACUUUAUAAACGAGGUAUUUUACAACAAGAUUUUACAAAACUCAAGUUUUGGUUAUAUGUAUUAGAUGCAGUAUAUCAAUCACUUGUAUGUUUUUUUGUUCCAUUCGGGUUGCUUCAAUUUGGACAAUCUCAUGGCAAUGGGUUGACAAAUAACAGUUUAGAGGAUUUAGGAACUCUGGUGGCAGGAUCUGUGGUGGUGACAACUAAUUUAUACGUUGGAUUGAAUAUUUUGAAUUGGUCAUGGAUAGGAUUUUUGGUUAUUUGUGGUAGUAUUAUAUCAUUUUAUUUAUGGGUAGAGCUUUACUCCAUAGUGUACUCAAUAGGAUUCUUUAGAGUGGACAUGAUAUUAUUUUCUGAUUUGGAUUUUUGGUUGACGAUUGCUAUUGCAACUACAUUUAGUAUUAUGCCAAGAUUUGUUGUCAAGUAUCUUCAUGAAUCAUACUGGCCAACUGACACAGAUAUUAUUCGUGAACAAGUGCAUCUAGAAAAGAAAUGUAGAAAGAAACAAACAAUUGUUGAAGAGGAAGAGGAUAGAUUGCCAAUUAAUACUGAAACGGGAGGAUAUGUUGCAAGUUAUUCAACUAGUGAUAUACACGAAAACUUGAUAAUGGCUGAACAGACUUCAAUGACAACAACAGCAAUAAAGAAAGAAAAUACAAAAACACCACAAAAAAUUGGCAAAUCAAAAAAUAAUAGACCAAUAGGACCUGCUAAACCAACUGAACAAUUUGUACACAUGAAUUCUGGUAGAAGACAAUCAUUUACGGGAUUCGCAUUCUCAGUUGAGGAGAAUUACCAUCACCUAGAAAUACCAGCAGAUCUCCUUCACCAAUAG
Entrophospora candida is the source of this 3137-nucleotide messenger RNA. Lineage: Eukaryota; Fungi; Glomeromycota; Glomeromycetes; Entrophosporales; Entrophosporaceae. The record is from the annotation of a GenBank genome assembly.